Molecule: messenger RNA, 2051 nt
Organism: Perca fluviatilis (European perch)
Lineage: Eukaryota; Metazoa; Chordata; Actinopteri; Perciformes; Percidae
Product: occludin
Exons: 9
Coding region: 303-1934 (543 amino acids)
Biological process (GO): positive regulation of transcription elongation by RNA polymerase II; snRNA transcription by RNA polymerase II; bicellular tight junction assembly
Cellular component (GO): transcription elongation factor complex; bicellular tight junction; membrane
Molecular function (GO): cis-regulatory region sequence-specific DNA binding
Source: RefSeq, a predicted model, not a curated record
GGUGGGCCUCAUCACCGCGGACAGGCGGGACAAAGCACUUGUUCAGAGGCUGUUUGUCGAAGCAAACCGUUGUCUCUAUCUUCGCCUCGGACUGCAGCUUAAAGCGGAGUCGCUACUUUUAAAGAUAGCCUCGAAUGAAGAGGUUCACUUUAAUAUUAAUUCAUCUCGGAGACAGGUUAGUUUUCUAACGGACACAUUAUUUAGCUCCUAACUUUCAGAAGGGGAGUUUUGACAGGAAACAGGGAUUGGCUGGAAGUUCCUAUUCCCCUUUAGCGUUCCACAGUACGGGAUAUCUUUGAGCGAUGUUCGACAAGCAGCACUAUGAGAGUCCACCUGUUUACUCUCCUCCUUUCCGCUCGCCAUCCAACAAUGGCUUUGGCCCUCCAGGCAGCUUCAAUGCUCCUCAGAGCGGUUACAACGCAUACCCACCUCCGCCGGGAUCUUACUACAUUGAGGACAAACCUCAGCACUUCUACAAAUGGCUGUCACCUCCAGGGAUCAUCAAGGCCAUGAUGGCUACAGUGAUCGUGUUGUGUGUGGCGAUUUUUGCCUGCGUGGCCUCCACUCUCAUGUGGGACAUGCAGUAUGGAAUGGGAAUGGGAAUGGGCUACGGCAGUGGAUACGGCGGCGGCAGCUACGGCUCAGGAUACGGUGGUUAUGGAGGUUAUGGAGGAGGCUACGGAGGAGGCUAUGGAAAUGGCUAUGGCUCCUACCUCUCUCCUUACUCAGCCAAAACCACCAUGAUUGCCAUGGCAGCCAUUAACUUCAUAGGGGCACUGGCCUUCUUCAUCACAAGCUUCUCUAAAUCCAACACUGUCCGUGGUAGAAAGUUCUUCCUGGCCGUCAUGAUAGCCAGCAUCAUCAUGGCAAUCCUGCAGGGCAUCAUAAACAUUGUCUACAUUGUCGGGGUGAACCCCAUGUCCCAGGGCACCUCCAGUAUGAUGUACAAUCCGAUGCUUAUGAUGUGCCAGAACCUCUACCAGACCAGCUACUCUCAGAUGGGAGGAGUGGGAGGCUUCCCCAUCUACAACCAGUACCUCUACCAUUACUGCUUUGUGGACCCACAGGAGGGAGUUGCCAUGGUGUGUGGAUUCGUGGUUGUCAUCGCCUUCGGUGUUGCGGCUUUCUUUGCACACAAAACAAGAGGGAAGAUCUGGCGAUACGGGAAACCAAACAUCUACUGGGAAGAGCCUCUCGUUGGUGGGAAGGCCUCAGAGGGCAGGGACGUAGAGGAAUGGGUGAACAAUGUAGAGGAAAGCCGCAGUGUUCAAGACGCCCCUACCCUGCUGGUAUCAGAGAAGGGAGCCGGGCUGCUCAACGCCUCAGCGAACAGUGUCAUCUCCUACCCCCCAGCUAAGGUGGACAGCAGCUCCUAUAACGAGGACAACUAUGACAACAAUGAGUACUCAGAUAGAACCACCAGCAGACCAUCAGAAGCCUUCUCCCACGGUGGACGAACCAGCUCGAGCCCUUCAGAGGGGACCGGCGGGGGCCGCAAACCCUCUGCCAACAGGGGCAAGAGACGCAGACGUAACCCAGAGCUGGAUGAGUCUCAGUAUGAGACAGAGUACACCACAGGAGGAGAAACAGGCAAUGAACUCGAUGGAGAAGAGUGGGAGAAUAUGUACCCAGAAAUAACAUCUGAUGCUCAGCGUCAUGACUAUAAGAGAGAGUUUGAUGCCGACCUUAAGGAAUACAAGCGCCUGUGUGCUGAGAUGGACGACAUUAAUGACCAGUUAAACAAACUCAGCCGUCAGCUGGACACACUGGAUGAAAACUCUGCCAAAUAUCAGGCUGUAGCAGUGGAAUAUAAUCAGUUGAAGGAUCUGAAGCAGACAUCGGACUACCAAUCUAAGAAGAAACAGUGUCGCAGCCUGAGACACAAACUGUUCCACAUCAAGGGCAUGGUGAAGGACUACGACAAGAACCACUGAUGAAUCCGCUGAGUCCUGACGCUCAACUCUGUGGUCCACACAGCAAACACUCACAGACACACAGGCCAAGAUACACUCCUAAACACUGCAAAGACUCUGUGACAUGCCGAGACCAAA